Messenger RNA from Mesorhabditis spiculigera, 222 nucleotides. Lineage: Eukaryota; Metazoa; Nematoda; Chromadorea; Rhabditida; Rhabditidae. The record is from the annotation of a GenBank genome assembly.
AUGGUGAAGUACAACAGCUUGAUCCGCCGCGUCGAUCGCCGUCUGAUGGCGCUGUCUUGCGUUGGCGGCGCGAAGGGGCUGGACAUCGAAGCGGCCGAAGCCUCGGGAGCCGGGGCACCCGAGAUACCCGAAACUGAAAGCCUCGACCAGCUGCCCAACACCACCGCCGAUACCGCAGCCGCCAGCCCCACCACCGACUCCACCUCGAAGCCGGAUGCCAAA